GGGGGGAACCGCGGGUCGGGUUGUACUUCCGGGUGGGCGGCGGCCCGUCCCGCCAUGGCUACGCUGUUCCCCUCGCUGCUGCCCCGCGUCACCGAGUCCCUCUGGUUCAACCUCGACCGGCCCUGCGUGGACGAGACCGAGCUGCAGCAGCAGGAGCAGCAGCACCAGGCCUGGCUCCAGAGCAUCGCCGAGAAGGACAACAACCUGGUGCCCAUAGGGAAACCGGCCUCCGAGCAUUACGACGAGGAGGAGGAGGAGGACGACGAGGACGAUGAAGACAGCGAAGAGGACUCGGAGGAUGACGAGGACAUGCAGGAUAUGGACGAGAUGAACGAUUAUAACGAGUCUCCCGAUGACGGGGAGAUUAAUGAGGUGGACAUGGAGGGGGCAGAGCAGGAUCAGGACCAGUGGAUGAUCUGACCCUGCCGCGGCCGGGCCAAACCGGAGCCUGGGGACGGGAGGAGGCUGGGGGGAGCCCUCGCCCGCCGCGGCUCUGGGGCGCGGUUUGGUGAAGCUCCUCCUGCCGUGGCCGC
Messenger RNA from Grus americana (Whooping crane), 533 nucleotides. RefSeq names its product anaphase-promoting complex subunit 15. Lineage: Eukaryota; Metazoa; Chordata; Aves; Gruiformes; Gruidae. Bases 55 to 420 code for a protein of 121 amino acids. The transcript has 4 exons. Gene Ontology annotation, cellular component: anaphase-promoting complex. Gene Ontology annotation, biological process: regulation of mitotic cell cycle spindle assembly checkpoint. The record is from RefSeq and is a predicted model, not a curated record.